Molecule: messenger RNA, 657 nt
Organism: Corticium candelabrum
Lineage: Eukaryota; Metazoa; Porifera; Homoscleromorpha; Homosclerophorida; Plakinidae
Exons: 1
Coding region: 91-543 (150 amino acids)
Source: RefSeq, a predicted model, not a curated record
GAUGCUGCCGCUCUUCUCAAGUCCAUCUCUACUUUUGGCUUUUUCUUUUGGAUCUCCGUGUUGGACAAGGUGUUGAACGUAACACAGGCGAUGUCUCUGUACCUCCAAGGUUCCACAGUGGAUCUUCAGCUGGCAAGAAAGUACGCACAGUCUGUCAUCAAAACUUUCGAAGAUUACAGAAGUGACAAAGAGUUCAAUUAUUUAUGGAAGUCUUUGCUCAAUGAUAGUCGGAGACUGGGACUGGAGCCACCUGGACUACAGAGACAAAGGCGACUACCAAGACGAUUGGAUACAGGUGGUUCUGAACACCAUAGUCCAAAGAGUGCAGAAGAACUCUGUAGAACAAUGUACUUCGAACUCUUGGAUAUUUUGAUGACACAGCUCAGAGACCGGUUCUGCAGUGAGGAUUUGACGAUUGCUAUGAAAGUUCAGAGUCUACUUCUAGAAUCCGCGACAACUGAAGAACCCGACUUACAGAUGGUCGAAGAUGUAGUACACUUCAGUUCUACGACGACGACUUUGAUGCUCCUCCAAGUCAUGUGAAAGCCCAGCUUCAGGUUUUCUAUAACUUUGUUAAGCAGAAUGCUGGCGAAAACACCGUUCACACUGUCAAGGAAUUGACCGUAUUCUUUGUUGACCAUGGUUUUAGAGCCUUGU